AUGGGACUGACAAUCUUUAUAAUAGAAAAGCGCCGUCCUGAUAAUAGGACCGUCCCCGAAAACAAUCAAUUUAACGCAAUAAUGACGUUUUGUUGUGCCAUUGAUAUUCAAUCUUUACGACUAAUUAGUUCAGGAUUUGGUGGAUACGAAUCAUUUUCUUACGAAUUUUCAAAUGACUCUGCAAAAGCUAUCGCUUGGGCUUCCGUUAUAAAUAUAUUUAUUGAAGAUAUUCCUCAAUUUACAAUUCUGAUAUUAUAUAAACUACAAAUGGGAGGAUUUACCUUUAUACCAUUUGUAAGUCUGAUAUUAUGUUCAUGUGUUUUGGCGACUUCACUUGAACGCCUAUUCCAUGCUAUAGAUAGAGGUCCUUGUACUGGCGAUUGCUUUAAAGUUCGAAAAAGAAAUACAAAUCAAAAUGAAGAAGAUUUUCAACAUGAAUGGGAAUUAUAA
Molecule: messenger RNA, 450 nt
Organism: Dentiscutata erythropus
Lineage: Eukaryota; Fungi; Glomeromycota; Glomeromycetes; Diversisporales; Gigasporaceae
Source: the annotation of a GenBank genome assembly